Messenger RNA from Salarias fasciatus (jewelled blenny), 754 nucleotides. Its product is annotated as anterior gradient protein 2 homolog. The coding region runs from base 1 to 570 and encodes 189 amino acids. Lineage: Eukaryota; Metazoa; Chordata; Actinopteri; Blenniiformes; Blenniidae. The record is from RefSeq and is a predicted model, not a curated record. The transcript has 7 exons. Gene Ontology annotation, cellular component: endoplasmic reticulum.
AUGACCAGAGCAGCCGCGUCCCUGGUCCUGGUCCUGGUCCUGGUGGCCCUGUCCUCCACCUCUACUAAAUAUGUCCCCAAAUCUGGCCAGAGGAUCCCUCAGUCGCUGUCUCGAGGUUGGGGCGACCAGCUGAACUGGGCUCAGACGUACGAGGAGGCUCUGUUCUUGUCUAGGUCCAGGAACAAGCCUCUGAUGGUCCUGUUCCUCCUGGAGGACUGUCCUCGCAGCCAGGCGUUCAAGCAGGCCUUCAAUGAAAACGAUAAGAUCCAGAGGAUCCUGGACGAGGACUUUGUGGUCUUCAAUAUGAUGCAGGAAACCGUAGAUCAACACCUGUCCCCUGAUGGACAGUACGUCCCCAGGAUCAUCUUUGUGGACCCCUCCAUGACGGUGAGAGACGACAUCAUUGGACGCUACUCCAACCGCCUGUACGGCUAUGAAGUAGAAGAUAUGAAUGUCUUGCUGGAAAACAUGAAGAAGGCCAAGAAGCUCCUUAAAGUCUCAGCUGUGAGCCGCAGAACCACACCCACCUCCACCCACUCCCUCCCCGAGUCCACAGCUGCUGAAGUCUGAGCUGUGAGCAGGAGGAGGCGCCCUCCACCCACCUCCACCUUCAGUUUGCUGUCACCAGUUCACAUGUGAAAAGACUUUCACUUGAAGGGUUCCUCUGUCUCCUGACGUGUCCCUCCUCAACUCCACCCUGAUUUCCACCCUGGUAUCUUUACUGCUCAUCCUUUGGAAUAAAAACUGAUGUGUU